AUGCGUUUCUCUCGGAUCCUGUUCCCUUUGGCCUUGGCCCCCUUGGCUCUAGCUGCCCCCGAGCCUCGUCCCAACCCUGUCGCUGCGCCAGCCCCGGCCGCCACUGGUGGUCUACUAGAGGAGCUGCCUGAGCUUCUGAGCGGCGCCCAGAGCCUGCUGAGCACCGAUAACAUCAACAAGCUGGAUACCAUCCUCGAUGGUGCGGCCAAGUUGCUCGCUGCCGAUAAUAUCGAUAUCUUGCAGGAUAUCUUGACGAACGCCCACAGCUUGUUGACCAAGAGCUUUGUCGAUAACACAACUACACUCAUCGGGGAUGCUACACCGCUGGUUGAGGAUAUUUCUAAGCUUCUGGGUGGUGUGCUAGGAUCACUGUGA
Penicillium psychrosexuale is the source of this 375-nucleotide messenger RNA. RefSeq lists its product as uncharacterized. The coding region runs from base 1 to 375 and encodes 124 amino acids. Lineage: Eukaryota; Fungi; Ascomycota; Eurotiomycetes; Eurotiales; Aspergillaceae. The record is from RefSeq and is a predicted model, not a curated record. The transcript has 2 exons.